Varanus komodoensis (Komodo dragon) is the source of this 2349-nucleotide messenger RNA. RefSeq names its product transmembrane 9 superfamily member 2-like. The record is from RefSeq and is a predicted model, not a curated record. Gene Ontology annotation, cellular component: membrane. Lineage: Eukaryota; Metazoa; Chordata; Lepidosauria; Squamata; Varanidae. The transcript has 15 exons. The coding region runs from base 16 to 1806 and encodes 596 amino acids. Gene Ontology annotation, biological process: protein localization to membrane.
AUAACAACUUUUACAAUGUUAAGGACAAUUCUUUAUUAUUGUGUUCAUAGUUUUGACUUCUGUCAAGAUGUAGCAGAACAAAGGCCUUCUGAAAACCUCGGGCAAGUCUUGUUUGGAGAGAGAAUAGCCUCAUCCCCUUACAAGUUUACAUUUAACAAAGAAGAAAAAUGUAAGAAGGUCUGUGAAAGAUCUUACAACCCAAAGAAUGCAACGGAAAAAGUUAAGCUGGAGUUUUUGAAGAAAGGAAUGCAGUUGAAUUAUCAGCAUCACUGGAUUAUUGAUAACAUGCCCGUGACAUGGUGUUACGACAUGGACGAUGGACACAAAUACUGCAAUCCAGGCUUUCCAAUAGGAUGCUUUGUUGCUUCAGAUGGCCGGGAAAAAGAUGCCUGCAUUAUUAAUUCUGAGUUCAACAAGCGGAAUACUUUCUAUCUCUUCAAUCAUGUUGACAUCACGAUAACCUACCACAGUGGAAGGAAAGAGAACUGGCCUGGGGCUCGGCUGGUCACGGCGAGACUGGAACCCAAAAGUUACAAACAUACAGAUAUAAACAACUUAUCCUGUCAAGGCCCCCCUAUGGAAAUUCCUGCAGAAUUUGCCAGCAGGCUGAAUGUGAUCUAUUCUUACUCGGUGAAAUUUGAAGAGAACAACAAUAUCAAGUGGGCUUCGAGGUGGGAUUACAUCUUGGAAUCUAUGCCCCACACCAACAUUCAGUGGUUUAGCAUAAUGAAUUCUCUUGUGAUUGUCCUCUUCUUAUCUGGAAUGGUGGCCAUGAUCCUUCUGAGGACACUGCACAAAGAUAUUGCAAGAUACAACCAGAUGGAUUCCUCAGAGGAUGCCCAGGAGGAGUUUGGGUGGAAGCAGGUCCAUGGAGACGUGUUCCGGCCUCCCAGGAAGGGCAUGCUGCUGUCGGUCUUCUUGGGCCAAGGGACGCAGAUUUUCAUAAUGACGUUCAUUACUCUGUUCCUCGCCUGCCUCGGGUUCCUUUCACCAGCCAACAGAGGGGCCUUGAUGACUUGUGCAGUUGUGCUCUGGGUCUUGCUGGGGACUCCGGCGGGCUACGUAUCUGCUCGGAUGUACAAAACAUUUAGAGGUGAAAAGUGGAAGACAAAUGUGUUGCUGACAGCACUACUGUGUCCUGGAAUCGUCUUUGCUGAUUUCUUCAUUAUGAACCUUAUUCUCUGGGUGAAGGGAUCUUCAGCAGCGAUUCCCUUUGGCACUCUGGUUGCUAUCUUGGCCAUGUGGUUUGGGAUCUCUGUCCCGUUAACCUUCAUCGGGGCUUACUUUGGAUUCAAAGAGAAGCCUAUUGAGCACCCAGUGCGUACAAACCAGAUCCCUCGCCAGAUUCCAGAGCAGUCCUUUUUCACCAAGCCUUUGCCAGGGAUCAUCAUGGGAGGCAUCCUGCCCUUUGGAUGUAUCUUCAUCCAGCUCUUCUUCAUUCUUAAUAGCAUUUGGUCUCACCAAAUGUACUACAUGUUUGGCUUCCUGUUCCUAGUUUUUAUCAUACUCCUGAUUACGUGUUCAGAGGCGACAGUCUUGCUGUGCUACUUUCAUCUAUGCGCAGAGGAUUAUCACUGGUGGUGGAGAUCCUUCCUAACCAGCAGCUUCACAGCUGUUUAUCUCUUCAUCUACGCCUUUCACUAUUUCUUUUCGAAACUCCAGAUCACAGGCACCGCCAGCACAAUUUUAUAUUUUGGGUACACCAUGAUCAUGGUCUUGCUCUUCUUCCUUUUCACAGGAACAAUUGGAUUCUUUGCUUGCUUCUGGUUUGUUAGUAAGAUUUACAGCGUUGUGAAGGUGGACUGAAGAACUUCCGUGAUCUUGAAUAUAUCUCUUGAAUGGCUGGAUGUAUUAACCAUGUACCAAGGAUAAACAAAUGUUACAUCUUAAAAUAAUUAAAGCAUACAAAGUUUCUUCCUUGGCACCAGAAAGAGGCUUUAAAUGGAGUGGACCUAAAGCGCAUGGGCAGUUCUGAAGAACUUGACUUGAGUGGCAUUUUAAAAAUGUCACAUUCCGUGGAGGUUUUUUGUUAUUCAAAUCAGAAAGAGCAAAACCGGCUUAAUGACAAAACUAUGUGCAUUCUGCUACUCCCACCCAGCCGAUAUUUCUUGUGACUCCUGUUUUUACACAAUUACUUAAUUAUUCUGCCACAAUAUAGGACCGUCUGGUAAAAUAUUAUGUUAAAAAGUGACUUUUUAAAUUAAAAAGGUACAACUGUACAUAAUAUUCUGCAACUCCUUUGCAGAUAAUGCGUCACCUCGCAAAGAUGUACAAGCGUUUAGUGCUAUGUGCUGGAAGAAACAGAAGCUAUAGUUCUGUUUCAAAUAAAAAUACACAGUUCCAGCAGGA